This is a messenger RNA of Macrobrachium nipponense, 2481 nucleotides long. RefSeq names its product basic proline-rich protein-like. Bases 1 to 2481 code for a protein of 826 amino acids. The record is from RefSeq and is a predicted model, not a curated record. Lineage: Eukaryota; Metazoa; Arthropoda; Malacostraca; Decapoda; Palaemonidae. The transcript is spliced from 4 exons.
AUGUCUGGAAACCCACCUAACCUGGGAACCAACCCAGUCUGGAAACCCAUUCUAGGAACUCACCCAGUCUGGAAACUCAUUCUGGGAACCAAACCAGUCUGGAAACCCAUUCUGGGAACACCCCCAGUCUGGAAACCCACACCAAGAAGCCGCUUAUCUGGAAAGCCACCUAGCCUGAGAACCCACCAGACUGGAAACCCAUCCCAAGAACCCACCAUAUCUGGAAACUCAUUCUGGGAACCCACACAGUCUGGAAACCCACCCCGACCCAUGACGGGCGGCCCGGCCCACCCAUCCCAAAACAUGUGGGCGGACAUCGAUUGCCCAUCCUGGGACCGGCGGCGGGCCUUGCCCUCCUGUCCAGGGACACGUGGUGGACAUCGCCCGCCCGUCCCGGAACACGCAGUGUAUACAGCCCACCCGUCCCGGUACAAGUGCCGGUCAUCGCCUGCCCACCCCGGGACACGUAAAAGAAACAUCGCCAGCCCGUCCCGGGACCCGCAGCAAGCCUGGCCCGCCCAUCACGGGAUACGUGGCAGACAUCGCCUGCCCAUCCCCUUACUCGCGGCAGGCCCAGCCGCCCGCAAGUCACGGGUCAAGUGGCGGACAUCGCACACCUGUCCUAGGUACCGCGGCAUGCCCGGCCCGCCCAUCCAGGGACACGUGGAGGACAUAGCCCGCAGGUCCCCUCGGCCUGCCCGUCCUUGGACCCGUGAGUCUGGAAACCCACCUCAAAAAAACCCACUUAGUCUGGAAAACCCAUUCUGGGAACCCACCCAGUCUGGAAACCCACCCCGACCCGGGACCAAGGGCGGGCACGGCCCACCCAUCCCGAGACACGUGGCAGACAUCGCCCGCCCAUCCCAGGACCCGUGGCGGACAAGGCCCGCCAGUCGGGGGACCCGCGGCCCACACGGCCCACCCAUCCCGAUACACGUGGCGGUCAUCGCCCGCCUGUCCCAGGACCCGCGGCGGCCUCGGCCCGUCCGUCAUGGGACACGUGGUGGACAUCACCCACCCAUCCCAGGAUCCCCAGCAGGCCCAGCCCACCCAUCCCAGAACACAAGGUGGACAUUGCCCACCCGUCCCGGGAAAUGUAGCGGACAUCACCCAACUGUCCUGGGAGCCUCGGCGGGCCCAGCGCGCCCGUCCCAGGACACUAGACGGACAUUGCCCACCCGUCCCAGGUUCUGCAUCGGCCCUGGCCCGCCCGUCCCGGGACACGUGGCGGACAUCGCAGGCCCGUCAUCAGACCCGCGGCGGGCCCGGGCCACCCGUACCAUAACACGUGGCGGACAUCGCCCGCCAGUCCCAGUACCAGUGGCGGUCCCAGCCCGCCCGUCCCGUGACACGUGGCGGACAACAUCCUCCCAUCCGGGACCGCAGCAGCCCGGGCCAGGCCCUCCCGUCCUGGGACACCUGCCUGACAAUGCCCACCAAUCCUGGGACACAUGGCGGAUAUCGUCCCCCCAUCCCGCCCAUCCCAGGUCAUGUGACAGACAUCGUCCGCCCAUCCCGCUUAUCCCGGGACACGUAGCAGAACCGUCGCCGCCCGUCCUGGGGAUACGUGGUGGACAUCGCCCCCCGCCCGGUCCGGGACCCGUGGCAGGCCCAGCCAUCCUAUCCCAGAACCCGCGGAGGCCUGGGAACCAACCCAGUCUGGAAACCCACCCCAAAAAGCCGCCUAGUCUGGAAAACCAUUCUGGGAACCCACCCAGUCUUGAAACCCAUCCCAAAACCCACCUAGUAUGGAAACCCAUUCUGGGAACCCACCCAGUCUGGAAACCCAUUCUGGGAACCACCCAGUCUGGAAACCCACCCAAAAACCCGCCUAAUCUGGAAACCCAACUCAUGAACCCACCUAGUCUGGAAACCCAUUCUGGGAACCCACCCAGUUUGGAAACCCUCCCCAAAACCCACCAAGUCUGGAAACCCAUUCUAUCCCGAGACAUGUGGCGGAUAUCGCCUGCCCGUCCCGGUACCAGCAGCGGGCCCGGUUCGCCCACCUCAGGACCCAGCGGCGGACACGGCCCGCCUGUCCCAAUAUACGCGGCGGUCAUCGCCACCCCCCCCCCCACCCCCCCCCCCCCCCCACCCCGUCCCAAGACCCGUGGUGGCCGCAGCCCUCCCAUCCCAGGACCAGCGGCGUCCCCGGCCCACCCGUCCCAGACACAUAGAGGACAUUGCCCGCCCAUCCCGGGACCCCCGGUGGGCCCAGCCCUCCCAUCACAGGACAUGUGGAGGACAUUGCCCACCCGUCCAGUCCGCCCAAGGACACGUGGCGAACAUCGCCUGCCCUUCCCCAGACCCACGGCAGACCCAGCCCGCCCGUCCCAGGACACCUGGCGGACAUUGCCCGCCUGUCUUGGAACCCAUGGAGGGCCCGGCCCACCCGUCCAUGCCCAACCAUCCCUGGAGCCCUGGCAGGCCCAGCCCGCCUGUCCUGGGACAGGAGAUGGACAUCGCCUGCCCGUCACAUGA